AUGGGGGAGGCACAAGAACAAAAGAAACCAAACCAUGAGGAGAAGAAAAUAGAAGAGAAGAAGAAACCAGAUAAACCAGAAGAAGCCAAAACAGAAGAAAAUAACUCAAACCAAGCUCCACCGCCGCCACAAGAGAUCAUUCUCGGAGUUUACAUGCAUUGCGAAGGCUGCGCCAAAAAGAUCAGAAGAUGCCUCAAAGGCUUCAUGGGAGUUGAAAAUGUUCAAACCGACUGCAAAACCCAUAAAGUUAUUAUCAAUGGAGAGAAAGCAGAUCCUUUGAAGAUCCUUGAGAGAGUACAGCAAAUGAGACAUCGUCAAGUCGACCUUCUCUCUCCUAUCCCAAAUCCUCGGCGGCCGCCGGCGCCGGUAGUCGAACCACCGGAGAAGAAGAAAGAUCCCACAAUCACAGAAGAACCCAAAGUGAUUACUGUUAUUCUGAAAGUCCACAUGCAUUGUGAAGUUUGUGCUCAAGAAAUUAAACGCAGAAUUUUCAAAAUGAAAGGUGUGAUGAAAAUAGAUGCAGAUCUGAAAAGUUCGCAGGUAACCUUUAAUGGAACUUUCGACCCCCCGAAGCUUCUAGAAUAUAUUUACAAACGGACCGGAAAGCACGUAGUAAUCGUGAAGCAAGAGGAGGUAGAGAAAACCAAGGAGGAGAUAAAAGGAGACGGCGGCGAGAAGGCGGCACCGGAGAAAGAGGUGGCGACAGAGGCAGCGGCAGCGCUGGAGAAAGUGGUGGCGGUGGUGACGGCGGAGGAAGGAGGGAUAGAAGUGGAAAAGGGGGCGGAAGUGAAGAAGAACGAGGUUUACUACCAUUAUAACCAACCUAUGAAUUUCCAAAUGUACCCUCCUACGAGAUUGGGGAUGGAUAUGUAUGUAGGGCAACAGAGUUAUGGCUGUUAUGCCCCUCAGAUGUUUAGCGAUGAGAAUCCGAAUGCUUGUAGGGUGAUGUAA
Molecule: messenger RNA, 951 nt
Organism: Impatiens glandulifera
Lineage: Eukaryota; Viridiplantae; Streptophyta; Magnoliopsida; Ericales; Balsaminaceae
Product: heavy metal-associated isoprenylated plant protein 7-like
Exons: 6
Coding region: 1-951 (316 amino acids)
Molecular function (GO): metal ion binding
Source: RefSeq, a predicted model, not a curated record